Messenger RNA from Hippocampus comes (tiger tail seahorse), 3579 nucleotides. It is a transcript of the gene tpcn1, whose product is annotated as two pore segment channel 1. Lineage: Eukaryota; Metazoa; Chordata; Actinopteri; Syngnathiformes; Syngnathidae. Gene Ontology annotation, molecular function: voltage-gated channel activity; monoatomic ion channel activity. Gene Ontology annotation, cellular component: lysosomal membrane; endosome membrane. The transcript is spliced from 26 exons. The coding region runs from base 490 to 2982 and encodes 830 amino acids. The record is from RefSeq and is a predicted model, not a curated record. Gene Ontology annotation, biological process: monoatomic ion transport; transmembrane transport.
CACUCCAUUCGUCGGUGUUGUUGCUCAUGAAAAAAUUGUCUCAUAGGAACUUAUCGUGUUUGGCGAAGCCACCUCAUAUUUUUCGGAGCUGGUCUAUUUUUCAGUGUUGCAGAAUCGCAGGAUGCCGCGACGUACGCAGGCGGUCAGCUUGUGACUGCUUGUGACGCUCCGAGCCAAUUGAUUCAGUGACAGAUGUCCCUUGCGUGCUAGGGCUGGACCAAAACUGUAAACAACAAGGCUUGUGCACACUAACUUGAUAGUAGCUUUGAUGCUUGUAGACUCCUUUACAUUGUUUAUUUCACAUUGCUUGCUAAACAACAGUACUUGAAGUACUCGUGUUUGUUAGCUAACAAGUUUAGCGUUAGCUUAUUACAAUUUGUUGCGAGCGGUUUUGCAAUGUAUUAGCUAGCUGGCUUCACUCUUGGAAUGUAUUUGCCGAAGAGUACUUCGAGAUUUGUGACAGACUGAUGUUAUAUUUGUGAUUAAAGAAUGGAGGUUGACGACGAUGACGUGCCGCUGAUCCUCACUUGGGACGAUGCAAACAGCGGUUUACUCAACGAGGACCCGGAGAGGGUAGACGAAAAUGGUGGUGCUGGAAACUAUGACAUCGUAAAUAGUGCCGCGGUGUCAACACCUGGGCCUCAACCCCACCGAGCACACAAUGUGUCUUUACGACAAAGCUGGGAGAUGAACUACCAGGAGGCGGCCAUCUAUUUGCAGGAAGGAGAGAACAACGACAAGUUCUUCACCCACCCUCGAAACCCCAAGGCGCUGGCAGCGUACCUCUUUGCCCACAACCACCUCUUUUACAUGAUGGAGCUGCUAACGGGCCUCCUGCUCAUGACGCUGUCGCUGUGCGAAGCCCCCGCGGUACCUUCGCUACGCCUGGACGUUUAUGUUCAUGCCACUCUGGAGCUGCUGGCCUUGGUUAUUGUGGCGUUUGAGCUGUGCAUGAAGCUCCGCUGGCUGGGCUUCCACACCUUCAUACGACACAAGAGGACCAUGGUGAAGGCUUGUGUGUUGCUGCUACAGUUUGUUGAGGCCAUCGUGGUUCUGGUCCGCCAGACGUCGCACAUGCGAGUGACCCGAGCACUCCGACCAAUAUUCCUUGUGGACUGUAGAUACUGCGGUGCUGUACGCAGAAAUUUGCGGCAGAUCUUCCAGUCUCUCCCACCAUUUAUUGACAUCCUCCUCCUACUGCUCUUCUUCAUGGUCAUAUUUGCUAUCCUGGGUUUCUGCCUCUUCUCUACAAACAUAUCAGAUCCAUACUUCAGCACGCUGGAGAACAGCAUGGUUAGCCUCUUUGUGCUGCUGACAACGGCAAAUUUCCCUGAUGUGAUGAUGCCGUCGUACUCAAAGAACCGCUGGUCCUGUGUGUUCUUCAUUGUGUACCUCUCCAUUGAGCUCUACUUCAUCAUGAACCUGCUCCUCGCCGUGGUGUUUGACACCUUUAACGACGUGGAGAAGAUGAAGUUCAAGUCUCUGUUGCUUCACAAGCGCUCCGCUAUUGACCACGCCUUCCAGCUGUUAGUCAGCCGCCAGAGGCCAAUGGGUGUCUCACUGAAACAGUUUGAUGGCCUGAUGCGUUUUUAUAGACCAAGGAUGUCAGCGAGAGACCGCUUCCUCACCUAUAAAGCUCUCAACACCUCAGGCUCUCCUAUGCUCAGUCUGCAGGACUUUUAUAAAUUCUAUGAGGUGACAGGCCUUAAAUGGAAGACACGGCGCAGUGGGGAACACUGGUUUGAUGACCUUCCGCACACAGCCUACAUUAUUUUAAAAGGCAUCAACCUGCUGGUGAAGUCUAAAGCCUUCCAGUACACCAUGUAUGUAGUCGUGGCCAUCAACGGUGUGUGGAUCCUCGUGGAGACGUACACUCUAGACAGUGGCUUCUCCUGGUCUAGAUUGGUGCCAUGGAAUUACAUUGUCUUCCUUACCAUUUAUGGGGUGGAGGUGUUAUUGAAGAUAUCAGGCUUGGGACCGUUGGCUUAUUUCAGUUCUGGAUGGAAUCUGUUCGACUUCUCUGUGACCGUGUUUGCGUUCCUGGGUCUAAUUGCACUCGCCUUCAAUAUGGAGCCUUUCUACUUCAUCGUUGUGCUCCGACCACUUCAGCUCCUCCGGUUGUUUAAGAUUAAGAAGAGGUAUCGCAACGUGUUGGACACCAUGUUUGAGCUCUUCCCCAGGAUGGCCAGUCUGGGUUUGACCUUGAUCAUCUUCUACUACUCGUUUGCCAUCGUGGGCAUGGAAUUCUUUGCCAACGUGGUUUACCCUGACUGCUGCAAGAACAGCACGGUGGCCGACUCCUACAAGCAGACCAACGUCACACAUGGCAACAAAACCGUGUUGGAAGGAGGCUACUAUUAUCUCAACAACUUCAACAACAUUCUCAGCAGCUUUGUGACUCUCUUUGAGCUGACUGUGGUCAACAACUGGUACAUCACAAUGGAAGGAGUGACCUCCAUGACCAGCCACUGGAGUCGACUCUACUUCAUGACUUUCUACAUCGUCACCAUGGUGGUCAUGACCAUCAUUGUGGCCUUCAUCCUGGAUGCUUUCGUCUUCCGCAUGAACUACAGUCGCAAGAACCGGGAAAUGCUGGAUAACCCUCAGGAUGAGAAUGGAAUCGUGUUUGAAGUGGAAGUGACGCGUGACGAAGCUCUGUCCACUCUGGAGUUUUACAAGCAGACAUGUCCUGGACAGUCGUCUCUCAGCUCUCUGGUGGGAGUCGUGCAAGCAAUGGACCGCAGUGGGAGUGAACAGCACUCACCCCUGUUAUACCAAGGGCGGAGAUCAAGGACAAAGUGUGACCUCAGCAUGAAAAUGUAUGAGGAAGAGAUGCAGGAGUGGUAUUUCGAGUAUUCAAGGGGAAACCUGCCUCAGCCAGACCAAAAUCAAGAGCCCGACUUGGACAGUCCCACAUCCAAUCCGCCUUUUGUGCCUGCACCUCAGCUAAACUCACAUGCUGGACAUUACAGUAUUAACUGAGUAACUCAUGCGGCAGUGAUCUUACAAUUGUAUCGCUGCAGGACUUUUAAUCCCACCCAACACACUCAACACACCAUUUCCCACAGUGGGAGCUGGUCUGGUGUCUUGAUGUAAGAUGACGAAAUGGUGGCCUCGCUCUGGACAGACAGCAGCUCCACUGCUCAGACAGACAAGUGGUACAUUUGCCAGGAACCAUUAAAGCUUAUGUAAGGAGCCUGUUAAUACUUCUAUUACAGUAUGUAAUGUACAGAUGUAUUGAACGCCGGAGGGCUUUUGUGGCCUCCUUUAAAACCCCGGUUUAACCAAAGUCGGGCUGCCAUGGAUAAUGUCAAAAUAUGACUAAUUAGUUUCUUCAAUAGCUUAACAAUUGAGGACCGUUUACUGGCAAGGGUUUCUCAAAUUGAUCCCCAAGCAGCAAUAUCCAUGCAAUACAUCUAAUGCAGCAAUACCUGAAGCUGUCCCAAGUCCACAUUCAAUAUUGCUGAAUUCCUUUGACCUUAAGUCAGUUUUGUAUAUUGACUAAAACCAACAAAUCUCAUCGGUUUGUCUAUCUUUGUACUGUAUUAAAUUAUAUUUCUGUGUAACACAGCGCCUUAA